GAGGUGAGAAGCAGUGACAUUGGGCCCCGUGUUCACAGCUCCAGGUAGCCCAGUUCCCCAACCAUGCAGCCACUCAAGUGGGGAGCCUCUUUCUGGGCUCCUGAUACCCCCCCACCCUUUCUCUGGGUCUCUGGCUCUGCCCCACACUGAGUCUCUGUACCUCUCCUGAGAGUCUCUCCUCCUCUCCUACUCUCUGUCCGCCUCUCUCUUGGGGCUCAGGUCCUCGUCUGAGCCUCCUUCCCUUUCUUUCCUCUAGGUCUCUGUUCUCUUCUCUCUGGAUCUCUGUCCCUCUUUCUUCCUCGUCACUGUCUCUCCCUCUUUUUCUCAGUCUCUUUCCUCCUCCCCCCAGUAGUUUCAGUCCCAUCCUUUGUUUGGUGACCUUAGAUUAAUCACUUAACCCUCCAGGAGGCCUAGGGAACAAUGAUACCUAGUUCCUAGGGUUGUUUUGAGAAACACAUGGGAGGCAUGUGUUCAACCCAGGCCAAACACUUAUUAAAUAUGAGCUAUUAGGAUUUUGGCCAUUUCCCUACUGUUAUUAUUAGUGUUACAUCUGCUCUUAAGUGACUUCUCUCUGAACCUCGAGAGAGGGGAAGAUUUGUGGGAAGACCUGAUGCACCUUCACCAGAUCUGACACCUAGGAAGUACCUGAGCAAUGGCUAUUAUUAUUAUUAUUAAUUACUAUUCAUAUGUACAAUGCAUUUGUCAGAUGCUGCAGCUUAGAGAGGUGCGGCAGUGGUGAGCCGUGAGGUGGGGCCUGGGGCCUGCGGCCUGCUUAGGGAGUUGGGCACCCUGGGCCUUCCUGCGACAAGUGAGACUCCAGGAGGUUGCUUCCAGUGAGGCUGGGUACUGCCCCCCGCUCCAGGUAGGCCCUCCCCAGUUGCCCCAGCCCCCUCACCCACAAAGGACACGAAGCUGGUCUUGUCGAUGAGUAUCCAGAUGCCGAAGCAGAAAAUCAGGCUGCCUAGAACCUGGGGAGAGGAGGUCAACAAGGAAGAAGGCUGCAUCCCUGCAGUUGCAGGAACUCAAGUCCACCCAGGAUGACGACUGUUAAUAAAAGCAUGGAGGCCCAGGAUAAGGAACCCUGGAUGUCUGGGACUUCGGAUUCCAAAUACCUGACUGCUACUACCUCAGUUUCCCCAGUCUUAAAGUCCGAGUUGUUGUCUGCUGAGGAACUGAAUGGGGAGAAAGAGAAGGUUGACACUCUGUCAUCACACAGUUGGUUUGAUGAAGAUAAUGAUGAAGCACUGGAGACCACAGACAAAGAUGAGCCAAAGGAUGAAGCCCCCACUGACCGGCCAUCCUGGGCCAGUAAAACUGAGUACCUCCUGGCCCAGGUGGGCUUCUCUGUGGGGCUGAACACCACCUGGCGCUUUCCUUAUCUGUGUUUUCACAAUGGAGGUGGCAGCUUUCUCAUCAUCUACGUCCUCAUGCUGCUCUUGGUCGGGGUUCCGCUUCUCCUGCUGGAGAUGGCAGCCGGUCCGAGGAUGCAUCAGGGCAGCUUGGGUGUGUGGACGGCCGUCAGCCCCUGGACUGGCGGUUUGGGGUAUACCAGCCUCACAGUGUGCUUCAUCGCGGGCUUGUACUACAGCGUGCUCAUGGCCUGGGGUGCCUUCUAUUUGGUUCAGUCUUUGCAGUCUCCACUGCCUUGGGCAUCAUGUCCCUUACUGAGGAAUUCCAGUGAUUUUGAUGAGAAGAGAGGGAAAAGGGCAGGUGGGAGGGCUGAGAAAAGUACAAAAGGUGAUGAAAGGGGUAUGAAGGAGGGGGGAGAUGCGGAGAAGAGGGGAGGCACCUGGUCUUGCAGUUUCCUCCAUGGUCAGUUCACCUCAGAUCCUGAGUGUGCACAGACAGCAUCCACCACGUACUUCUGGUACCGGCAUGUACUGAAGGCCGUAGACGAGAUUGAGAUGGGUGGGCCGCCAGUAGUGCAUCUCAGUGUCUGUCUCUUUGCGUCUGGUUCAUUAUCUGCGUCUCCAGUGCUGUAUGUCUCAGUGACCCUUCCCUACAUCUGCCUUUCCUGUCUCCUUAUCCAGAGCGUCAUGCUGGAAGGCGCACAUUUUGGUCUCAAGAGUCUGUUGGCUGCCAAGGUGAGCCACGUGUGGCGCCGGGCAGGGAACCAGCUCUUUCUGUCCGUAGGCUCUGGCUUCAGCAGCUUCACCGCAAUAAGCUCGUACACCCCGCAGCCCAACAACUGUGUCACUGAUGCUGUCACUGUGGCUCUUCUCAGCCUGACCUCCUCGCUGGUGGUCAUGUUAUUUGUAUUUGCCAUAAUAGGCCACUUGGUUACAGAGACCAGCAAAAAAUGCUGCCUGAAGAAUGCUGAGACAGUGAUGAGACUGGUAGCAAUGUGGGUGCUACCUCCUGAGGUCCGGCCCCCGGAUAGUCUGUCUCAUCAUCCAGACCCCAUCUACUCCAUGUGGCUUAGCAACCUCCCUGAACAAGUCAGAAGCAUAGUCCUACCAUAUUUGUCCAAUUGCAGCUUAUCUGAGCAGUUGAAGGAGGUAGGUCAUGGAGGGUCAGGUUUGGUCCUUGUGGCAUUUACUGACGUCAUCUUCUCUGUGUUUUCUGGAUCCACCUUCUGGUCCAUCAUCAUCUUCCUAUUGCUGGUGAACCUGGGGCUGUGCACCAUGACAGGGGUCAUGCAGGGUAUCAUUACCCCACUCCAGGACACCUUCUCUUCCCUCAGGAAAUACACAAAGCUGCUCACUGGGGGUCUGUAUGUGUGUGUGUUCCUGUGCAGCCUUAUUUCUGCAUGGCCCUCUGGCAGCUACUAUGUGAACCUGCUGGAUGAAUACUGGGCAUCUCUGUGCCUCUUCUUCAUUCUCAUCUUGGAGAACGUGGCCAUGGCCUGGAUCUAUGGAGCCAGAAGGUUCCUCGCAGACCUCAGCGUCAUGCUGGGCCGCCCCGUCUCCCCGUCUGGCUGGCUGUGGUGCUGCCUGUCUCCCGCCGUGCUGCUGGUCCUGUUUAUAACUGCCCUGACUCAUCUGUCUCUGAAGACCAUCAGCUGCUUGGCGUGGGACUCAAGCACUUCCAAUGAGGAGAUCCGAAUUUACCCGUCAUGGGCGAAAGGCUUGCUUGUCGUCCUCGUCGUCGUGCCCGUCUUUCCCGUCCCUGCCUACUUCCUGUACACCCUCGCCGGGUGGCUUUUCCAGUCUCCAUGGUCUGCAGCAGGACCUUCACUCCCCUCAAACCCGAAGCUACAGUGGGCUCGCCGGAGGCCCUUCCACAGGUCCAAGUGA
This is a messenger RNA of Manis javanica (Malayan pangolin), 3236 nucleotides long. The record is from RefSeq and is a predicted model, not a curated record. NCBI's taxonomy places the organism in Eukaryota, Metazoa, Chordata, Mammalia, Pholidota, Manidae.